AUGUUUUGCGACGCUAUGAAAUUGUCGCAACACAUCGGAUGGCGUCACCUGAACCGAUAGUAAAGGUCCCUGUUGAAUUCCACGCGGCUACGCUAAAAUAGGCGCAAGAACGUCGUGUUUCGUCUUUCUCAUAAAGCGUUGGCCUUCAUUGCGGAGGUGGCCCUAACGGCGCGGUUUGCACAUUUUUGACAGUUGAAGGCAGAAAACGGAAGACUUCGGAAUCAACAUUUGCGGUACGUUUGAACGAAUCGUUGUAUUCGUAGUCUGCGUUUGUUGCUGGGAACUUAAAAUACGUCCCACUCUAUGAACUCACAAUUUGUCGCAACGUUGAGAGUCCGUAGCCCCAGCCUCCUCAGGACGAAGAACCGAGGCUUCGUGUUGAAAAUGGGGUAGCGUUGUUCCACAGCGACGUUUCAUAGAUUACAUUUGGAAUGGUGCAAUAUGAUGUAACCGCUAAUAGUGACAAGUUAAUCGACGUCGUUGCUCAGUAUGACGCCUUUGUGUUGUUGUAUUUUGAAAUCCGCGAGCGGAAACGGCGCUCCGGUCGCCUGUGAUUGACGCUGUCAGGAAGUGGGAUGUGGCCAGAUUGUAUUUAUGCUGCUGUUCGAGAUAUGAAAAUCAUUGAAUCAGCGCGCCUCGCCAGCUCUGCUUCACCGCAGGUCACAGCCGGGAGAACAGCGUUGCUCCCCGGCACUCGAGUCGCUACCGGGAGUCGAAAGCAGCGAACGGAGUCGCUGGGUCUUUGCUUCCGUUUGGAUUGGACCACUUCCCUCAAGACUUCACACCCUCACGCCCAAACACUUUAUCGCAACUGCAUCCAGGGCGUCGGUUACGUAAUAAGUAUGUGAAUCCAUAUAGUGAGUUCGAAAAAAGAUCUCUAUUCUGGUUGAGGACGAAGAUUACCGGGUCUCGUCGUUUAUUACAAAUGUCAGCAAGUCGCCACCACCGAGUGAUGAUGGAGUCCUCUUUAGCUCUCGGUAGACUGGAGCUGAGUGCCGCUGUCGGGGUCAACAUGAGCCCGUGCAUCUCCCCCGGCGCCUCCACCAAAGAGAUGAUCGCUCACCGGCCCAUUGGAACACAAGGACCGGCUCACCUCAAUGGCUGCGUGCCGCUGUCGCACCAGGUCGCGGGUCACAAGUACGGCGUGGAUAAAGUGGGGAUUCUGCAGCAUCCAGACGGAACAGUCCUGAAGCAACUCCAGCCUCCACCGAGAGGACCGAGGGAGAUGCGGUUUUACAGCAUGGUAUACGCAGAGGACUGCUGUAACCCUUGCCUUCUGGAGCUCCAGACCCAUCUUCCGAAAUAUUACGGCACCUUGUCCUCUCCUGAUGCGCCCGAUGACGUGUACAUGAAGCUGGAAGACGUCACCCGACGCUUCGUCAAGCCGUGCAUCAUGGACGUGAAGCUGGGCCGGCGAAGCUACGAUCCGUUCGCCUCGCAGGAGAAAAGGGAGCAACAGAUCAGAAAGUACCCGCUGAUGGAGGAGAUGGGCUUCCUGCUCCUUGGCAUGAGGGUCUACAAGCUGUGCAGUGACACUGUCGACACCUUUGACCAGCACUACGGGAGGGGACUGUUGAAGGACACCAUUAAAGACGGCUUGGCUAAAUUCUUUCACAACGGCGUUUGUCUGAGGAAGGACGCAGUCGUAGCCAGCAUUCGCCGAGUGCAGAAUAUCCUCCGCUGGUUCGAGUCUCAGCGGCAGCUGGUCUUCUACGCCAGCUCCCUUCUCUUCGUCUACGAGGGCCUCCCCUCUUCGUCCACCUCGAGCGCCUUCCCCCUCAUCGGCACCACCCCGACGAACAGCCCAGCUGCUGUAGGCAAAAGGUGGGAUGGGGAGGAUGAAAGGCGAAAGGAGGAAGGAGAAAAGAAUGAAAAGAUGGCAGAGUACAACAACAACAACAACAUUCAGGGGGCGGUGCCCUACGAUUGCACCUUAGACUCGAUUUACACCAAUCGCAGGAAAGGUGGCCUCCAUCUUUGCGUCAAGGCUCACCUUCAAGGCAGCAGCGGAGACGCCGGCACCGCGGGGACGACGACACCGCGCCGACCGGUUGCCGUAGAGAAAUCGCCGCAGCGAGACAACUCCACGUGGUUGUCCCGGCGACCGCCAAACGCAAACGGAAACAAAUCCCGACUUGAAGGGAAGGGCGAGGAUAGAGAGGGCGAGGAGAGCGGCAGGAGAGAAGCGGGUAUCGUGCGGGGAGGAGGCGAGGCAACGGGGUUGAGCGAAGGCGACGCGCAGGUCGAGGUCAAGAUGAUCGACUUCGCCCACGUCUUUCCCAGCGAGAGCCACGAUCACGGCUACAUCUACGGCCUCAAGCACCUGCUGACCGUAUUGCGCCAGAUACUCUCUGAUGCCGCUUAAACUCGGCCUCGCUUUACCUUCUGACUCGCUGAACGUCGACCGUUAUCUCCGCCGACAUGCCCGCUCUCCCUCCUGAAUCGCGGCGUCAUCUCGCCCGAUUGUCGUACGUGUGCGCGCGUGAAGUCAUUUCUCCGAGCGGAAGGCGCAACGGCUGACCGUUCGACGUGCGCUAAGCGACCCCUUGAAGGCUUCAGUCGGUGGCUCCGCGGACUCUCACAUGACACGAGCUCCAAAGUGUGACCCUACAUUUGAAAUGCACUGGAUUUGACGAGUCUAUUUUUAUAUUCAGGCCGCUGAGGAAGGGAAAAAAACAAAACUAUUGGCUUUGUGUUGUAUAUCAGAACAUCUCGAAUCCUGAGUGAGCCAGAGAUUUUUAUGUAUUGUUUAUACUAUAAUAACUAUUUGAUACUAUUUAUAGAAGUUUUAGGUUUUAAAUUUGUGCUUGAUUGUGUGGAUGCUGAGAGACGAGCUUUCACUGCCAUAAUGCAUCAAAAUGUCCAUUUUUUGGGGGGGUCAUUCUGAUUCAUUCUUUUUUUUUUUAGCCGCCGCAGUAGCAGCACCACCUUUGGCAUUGGUGUGCUGCUACCUUUGUUUUACCCCCAAAAUCGUUGCUUCCAAAACACUACUUUUGGACACGAAUUAAAAAAAAAAAAAAAAAGGCCAAACCAAUAA
Molecule: messenger RNA, 3037 nt
Organism: Phycodurus eques (leafy seadragon)
Lineage: Eukaryota; Metazoa; Chordata; Actinopteri; Syngnathiformes; Syngnathidae
Gene: ipmkb
Product: inositol polyphosphate multikinase b
Exons: 6
Coding region: 926-2365 (479 amino acids)
Biological process (GO): inositol phosphate biosynthetic process
Cellular component (GO): nucleus; cytoplasm
Molecular function (GO): inositol tetrakisphosphate kinase activity; inositol-1,4,5-trisphosphate 3-kinase activity
Source: RefSeq, a predicted model, not a curated record